AUGUGGAUUGCGAGGUUAGGUUCGGCUCUACUAUGGUCGUUGCACGCCACAGCUACCAUUCUACAAAAUGGUCAGGCGAGGGAGGAUCCUUACCCCGGACAAGCCCCGAGCAUAGAGCUCGACGACUCCUGGCGCAGCUACAAUGCCGAUGCAGAGGAAAUAUCCUACAAGGGACGAUGGGAUAGCAAUCAUGUGUCUUGGUGGUCUGCACCUGGAAUCAAGGUCGAGUUUUCCGGUAGUCAGCUUGCUGUAAGGUUUGGCCAAAGUACAACAGAUGGUGUCCUGGUCGCAUAUCGCGUUGGCUCGCUCGACUGGCAAUUUUCCAAUGUGACCGCCGACUCCACCUAUCAGUUCGUGGGUCCGGAACUGGGGCUGGAUGAAGAUCUUGUGAAGCAGCACAAAGUCUUUGAGAUGAGAGUUCAGAUCGCCGGAGUUUCCGUCGCAAGCGAUCAAAGUCUCCAGGUUCCUAAGGAAUUUGAAAAGAAGGUGGAAAUUAUCGGUGGAUCCCUCGUUGCCGGCCAAUUUGCUACUUAUGAGACUAUUUCAUCAUGGGGAUACCUUUUUGCCGCCGGUCUCGGCAACGCUGAGCAUACAAUCACAGCCUACCCCGGCGCAUGCUUGGUUGAUCUUCAGUGUUACGGCGGCAACGCCCACGGCAUGACAUGGUACUGGAAUCGGGCCUCCGACCCGGGCAGUCGAGCCCACGCAACCUACGGCAACGAGCCCGAGACAUUUGACAACAAAGCUGAACAGCCGGCCGACCUCGUCGUAAUCCAGAUGGGCGGCAACGAUCACCGCCACCCUAACGAAAUCCCCGGCAACGAGUUCUACCACGCCUACGUCGCAUUGAUCGAUGAUAUCCACAGUACAUGGCCGCACGCCGUCGUUCUCAUUGUCUCUCAAUGGGGCCAGUGGGUCAAGGAAGGCUUGUCAUAUGUCCCGACCCAAGUAUAUGAAGAAGAGACCAAGAAAGUACAUGAGCAUUUCCGAGACCGUGGCUUCGUUUAUUAUUUCGACACCAAGGGCAUACUGCAACAUAAUGAUAUCAACCCGAUGAACCACCCUACGGAUAUUGGACAUAUCAAGUUGGCCAGCCAUUUGUUGCAAUGGACGCGACUCGUGCUGAGGUGGAAUCUUGAACCUAUGGGUGAGGUUCAGCAUGGCACGCUCUACUGGAAUGACCAGCAGGAGUAUUAG
Penicillium maclennaniae is the source of this 1197-nucleotide messenger RNA. Its product is annotated as SGNH/GDSL hydrolase family protein. Gene Ontology annotation, molecular function: carboxylic ester hydrolase activity. Bases 1 to 1197 code for a protein of 398 amino acids. The record is from RefSeq and is a predicted model, not a curated record. The transcript has 10 exons. Lineage: Eukaryota; Fungi; Ascomycota; Eurotiomycetes; Eurotiales; Aspergillaceae.